Molecule: messenger RNA, 962 nt
Organism: Nylanderia fulva
Lineage: Eukaryota; Metazoa; Arthropoda; Insecta; Hymenoptera; Formicidae
Source: RefSeq, a predicted model, not a curated record
AUGUGCAAUACUUGUCGACGUUGGGCACAUCAAUUGUGUCUCAAAAGGAAAUUCAAUGAUACAACAAACUGGACAGAUCCAAAUGCAAAUUUAUUUAUUGCUGUUCUUUCGGGUUUUGGCAUUACUGCUGGCGCUCAUAGAUUAUGGUGUCAUCGGUCUUAUAAAGCGAAAUGGCCACUGAGACUCAUUCUUGUAAUUCUCAAUGCUGCUGCUCUCCAAGAUAACAUUUUCGUGUGGGUUAGAGAUCAUAGAACGCAUCAUAAAUUCACUGACACUGAUGCGGAUCCGUAUAAUGCGCGUAGAGGAUUUUUUUUCUCGCAUAUCGGAUGGCUUAUGGUUCAUAAACAUUCGGACGUCAUUAUCAAGGGUGCUACGAUUGACAUGAGUGAUAUAGAACAAGACCCCCUCGUGGUCUUUCAAAGAAAAUGGUAUUCAUAUUUGGUAGUACUCUGUUGCUUUAUCAUACCAAUAUUGGUACCUUGGUUGGCAUGGAAUGAGAGUUUCUGGUAUGCAUGGCACAUGUCUGUGUGCAGAUAUGGUUUAAAUUUAAAUUUUACUUGGGCGGUGAAUUGUGGCCACUUAUGGGGUGAAAAACCAUAUAAUAAAUCAAUCAGCUCUACCGACAAUAUUGCAGUUUCUAUCAUGGCUCUUGGCGAAGGCUGGCACAAUUAUCAUCACAUUUUCCCUUGGGAUUACAAAACAGCGGAAUUUGGAAAUUUGGGUGAAUUUACCACAGCAUUUAUCGACUUCUUUGUUUAUUUAGGUUUAGCUUACGAUUUAAAAACUGCAUCCGCCGACAUGAUAAAAAAACGUUCUCUUCAAAGCAAUGAAAAUAAGAGUUACUAACUAAUCGUGCAAAAUUAAAGGAUCCCUCGACUGUCUAUAUUGGUAACAAAAUUACGAUUUUCAUAUUUCUAGUCUUUUGUUGCAUUAAUUUGACAGAAUUAAAAAUCCUUCUUCAA